This is a messenger RNA of Calidris pugnax (ruff), 1856 nucleotides long. RefSeq names its product butyrophilin subfamily 1 member A1-like. The transcript has 3 exons. Lineage: Eukaryota; Metazoa; Chordata; Aves; Charadriiformes; Scolopacidae. Gene Ontology annotation, molecular function: protein binding. The coding region runs from base 262 to 849 and encodes 195 amino acids. The record is from RefSeq and is a predicted model, not a curated record.
CCCUGCUGCCUUUUUUGCGGGGGAAAAAGGGGAUUCUGAGCUCUCUCCCCAUCCCAUCCGCGAGAGAAGGAAAGUGGAUUUCCCUUUGCUUUGCCCUCGGGAUCUUUAUUUCAGAUUUAAAGCUGGUUUUGCAGUGGUUGAUUGAGGUAUUUGCUUCUUUUCUACCCGUUCGGAUCCAGCUGGGGAAAUCUGGGUGAGAAACGGCACAUUCCCUGCUUAUAUCUUAAUUUAAAGCUGGGAGGGGAGGACGUUGUGGGCACGAUGACUUUUGUCCUCAAACCACGGCCACGCACGUGGGAUCUCACCCUGGACUAUCACACGGCAAAACAGUUUGAAGUGGACGUGACCCUGGAUCCAGCCACAGCAGGUCCUGAGGUGAUCCUCUCCAAUAACCUCAAAGAGGCCAGCUGGGGUAGACCCGGCCACCGGUGGCCUGAGGGUCCAGGCCAGUUUGACACAGAUCCGUGCAUGUUGGGCAGGGAGGGCUUCACCUCAGGCCGGCACUACUGGGAGGUGGAGGCCACCGGGCGUUUCUGGGCCGUUGGGGUGGCCCGUGAGUCGGUUCAGAGAAAAGGCCGCAUCCUCUUCAAGCCCAACACCGAGAUCUGGGGCCUGCAGAAAUAUGACGAUCUCUGUGUGGCCCUCACGGCUCCUUCCAACACCUCCGUCCCGCUCCUCAAUGGGGAGAUUGGGGUCUACCUGGACUACGAGGUGGGACAGGUCUCCUUCUAUGCCGUGGGCACCCGCCAACGCAUCUUCACCUUCCCCGUGGCCUCCUUCAGUGGAGAGAAGGUCUUCCCCUACUUCUGUGUCCUCCUCUCCACCAUCAAACUGUCCUCCAAGGGGUGAUGUGUCCCCCACUGAAGCUCCCCAAUGGUUGGAAACACUCCUUGAUCUUCCUCAAUUAUUCUCCUUGGUGUUCCUCAACUAUUCUUCUCCUUGCCCUUACUCAACUCUUUUCCAGGUCUUGGAGUCAUUUCCACCUCAUUGUCCUACCUCCACCUUAGAUGUCUCUAUUUUGGGUUAUAUCCAGGGGAUUUGGGGUCCGAGCUUGGCACGCUCAUCUCAUCUGAAAGCUGGUGUCGUUAAAUCCAUCCAAACCUCAUUAACUGAGCCGGUUUUGAGCUGAAAACUUGGGUUUUCCUCCCAAACUCAGCCCACUGUGAAGGUUUCCUUUACUGAAUUCGAUGCUGGGCUUCCACCUCAAAUUAAAAAUCUUAAUUUUUGCAGGUUUUUUGUUAGUACUCGCUUUAUAACUGAUUUUGUCAUCAUGAGGACGUGCUCGGUCUCGCUAUCCCUUCCCCAUUUUCUCCUGCUGUUCCCCACGCUCCGAAUCCCAAUAAUUAAGGUGCGAUUGAUUAUAAAUGUGAUCAGAAUAUAGUAAAUCUUUUUUUAAAUUUUUUUUUUUUGCUCUAAGAAGGAGGUGUCUGCUUUUGACCCAUCACCAAGCUGCCCCAGCACCACAUAGAACCCCAGGACCCCCCAGAGCUACCCCACAUGGGAGCCCAACACCUGCUCUGGCCCCUCAAAAGCCCCUUAGUCCCCUGGGACCCCCCAAGAACCCCUCAGGACUGACUCAUAUGAGACACCAAAGGCUGUUCCAGCCCUCCAACACCUUCUUUAUCCCCUGGGAUCUCCAGGAGACACAGAGGGCUGCCACAGACCCCCCCCCCCACAGACCUAAGCUUCACCCCCCAGACCUCCUCCUUGGCCUCAUCACUGUGGGUCUCCUCAUGCUCUGGCAUUUAACUACAAAUAACUAAUUACUGGGUGUGAGUUAUCACCAGAAAUUCCUCAUCACUCAUAUGGCAAAGUUGGGUUGGGAAACACAAAUACAUUAAAAUUCUGGUUCUUAU